ACAUAUAUAAACAUGCUUCAUUCGGUGAGGAAUUUAUAGCGAAACGUUUAAUGAUGGAGGGAAACAUGGCUAGGUUUCUUUUCCUGGUAGUUUUCUCACUGUUGCCCAUACAUCAUUGUGUACUGGGAUUCGACGAGGAAGACGAGGACGACGAAGGAUUCGCUAUGCUCUAUUUACAAAACUAUCACUACCUUUCACCUGAUGAAGACCUUGCCAAUCAAAACACCACAAAAGGAAUCGAGAACUUUCAGAAAUUUUUCGGACUUCAAGUAACCGGACAGCUGGACGAAGACACUCUAUACAUGAUGAAGAAACCGCGCUGUGGUGAUGCGGAUGUGGACAUUCACGGUUCGCGCAUAAAGCGUUACGCAACCAGGGGAAAAUGGACAAAAAGGAACUUAACUUACUACUUAUCUUUCGGAGAUGACAUGAGUCAGGCAGAUCAAUCAAGAAUUGUCGCUGAAGCUUUCAAAUAUUGGAGCGAUGCUGCACAGAACCUAACAUUCAACAGAACUCAGGACUACAACAACACUGACUUUAGAAUCAGUUUUGGAAGACGGUCACAUGGUGGUGUACCGCGUGAAAAGCCUUGUCCUUAUUCAUUCGAUGGACCAGGGGGAAUUAUAGCGCAUGCGUAUUACCCAUCUAAAGGAUUUAUCCAUUUUGACGAUGACGAGGAUUUCACCGAGCUAGGUGGAGUUAAAGGAUGGUGGUGGACUGCGAAGCAAUCUCGCUCUCUGCUUUAUACAGCUGUUCAUGAAAUUGGUCAUGCGUUAGGUCUGGCGCACUCCAAUGUUCGAGGUGCAGUGAUGUGGCCACUUGCACGCAACGGGAGGCCUGUUUUACACCAAGAUGAUAUUGAUGGGAUCAAUUCAUUGUAUGGGAAUCCCAAAGUAACUCCGACAGAUGCGGAAGAGGUAGAAACCUGAAGUAAAGGAAAAAAAGAAGUUAUGAACAGAUGUCCUUUUAACAUGCAAUCAAGAUGACAUUAUUAUGGAAACGUUUCGAAUCUUAUACAGAUCUAUACAAUAUUUCUGUUUUCAAAGGCAAGGGUUUGAAGUCAUAUUUGAUGGGGACAUAGAUUCAUUCAGAGAGAAGAAAUCUAUGUGAUAAAAAUGAAUCUUCAUGAAUCAGCUGUAAGUUUGCAUGAGCUUUAAUGCACUGAACGGGCUGAAAAUAUUUCACUGCACGCAAUGGUUUAAUGACAACCUAUCGCAGUCUACAUACCUGCUUACUCUUUUCUUUUAAAGCGAUCUUGUUUUUUAAAUGAACGACCACGAAACGAACGAACAAAAAGCACCAGAAAUGAAAUAAAUGAGGAACUAUAUUGUUCACUUUGUCCCAUAGAAGGUGACGUACUUUGGAUGUACUUAAGCGAUUGUUAAACCAGUAUCUGUUUAAAGCCAUGCUCUUCACCAAACAGUCCCUUAGUAGACAUUGUGUUGUUAACAUGUCUACAGAAAAAAUCCAAGAAGUAAUAUACAAAGAACAUA
Stylophora pistillata is the source of this 1493-nucleotide messenger RNA. Its product is annotated as collagenase 3. The record is from RefSeq and is a predicted model, not a curated record. Gene Ontology annotation, cellular component: extracellular matrix. Gene Ontology annotation, molecular function: zinc ion binding; metalloendopeptidase activity. Gene Ontology annotation, biological process: collagen catabolic process; extracellular matrix organization; proteolysis. NCBI's taxonomy places the organism in Eukaryota, Metazoa, Cnidaria, Anthozoa, Scleractinia, Pocilloporidae.